GGCGAAGAAGGAGAUUGGCACGUGGGUUAAAAAAAGCAGCAAGCCUUUUAUUUAAAAAUGCCCACAACUUAAGGGCUCCUUGCAGAAGUCACAUGCUCUCUGGUGCCUUUAAAUUUCUGUACACAGAGGAAAAAAUCCACACAAGCUCUUGCUCUUGAAUUGUAGCCAGCCGAGUCGUCUCUUCUUUUCCUUGCAGCACAAAGGAAACUUUUAAUUAUGUCUGACACAGAGGAUGUAGUGGAAGAGUACCACGGACAAGAGGAAGAAGAGGAGUAUGAGGAAGAAGUGAUGGAGGAGGAGGAGGAGGAAGAGGAGGAGGAAGAAGAAGAAGAAGAAGUAAUAGCCAAGGAAGAACCUGCAACAGUUGAUCAGGAAGAAGAUAAUGAGAAAGAAGAAGUUAAGCCAAAGCCAAAGCUCAUCCUACCAAAUAUUUCACCUCCCAAACUUCCAGAUGGUGAGAAAGUGGACUUUGAUGAUUUCCACCGAAAGCGAAUGGAGAAGGACCUGAAUGAACUUCAGUCUUUGAUUGGCCUUCACUUUGAUAAUCGACAAAAAGAGGAAGAUGAACUGGUGGCUCUAAAAUUAAGAAUAGAGCGCCGCCGGGCUGACAGGUCAGAACAACAGCGCGUUCGUGCUGAAAAAGAUAAGGAGCGGCAAUUGAGGCUAGCCGAAGAAAAAAUCCGAAAAGAGGAAGAGGAGGCCAGGCGCCGGGCAGAGGAAGAGGCCAAAAAGAAAAAAGCUUUCUCUAACAUAUCCUUUGGGGGCUACCUGCAGAAAGUGGACAAGAAAACUGGCAAGAAGCAAACUGAACGGGAAAAGAAGACCAAAAUCCUGAAUGAAAGACGCAAGCCUUUGAAUAUUGACCACUUGAACCAAGAAAAACUAGCCGAAAAGGCUAAGGAGCUGUGGCAGUGGAUGUACCAGCUACACACAGAGAAGUUUGAAAUCAUGGAGAAGCUUAAAAAGCAGAAAUACGAAAUUAACGUUUUGAGGAAUCGAGUAAGUGACCACCAGAAAAUGAAACCCAUUAAAGGCAGCCGUGGAGGGAAAGGAAAAGUGGGUGGCCAAUGGAAAUAAAAGACAUUCCAUCACAAGGAGAGGGGCUGCGACUCGGAUGAGUGGCUGGUACUGUGUGACACUGCUGCAUGUGAAAUCACUUGUACUAAUAAAUGGCUUUAUGCUUAACAUAGUCUGCAAUCCUGCAGUCUUUUUUUUUAAUUUAGUAGUUAUUGUCAAUUUACUUUUUUAUUUAGCCAAUAUUUUGCUAUGUCAAUUUACGGAAAUUAAUUACAAUGUUAAAAUCAGGGUGUUGCCUUGCUGUUUUGUACUCUGUUUCAUAUUUGCUUUAAACUGAGAAGAGAUACUUUUGAUCUUAAGGAAAAAGUAACAAUGCGUAAACCUAAAAAAUUAAUAAAAACUACAGCAUAGCAAUGGUAAAA
Molecule: messenger RNA, 1439 nt
Organism: Erpetoichthys calabaricus (reedfish)
Lineage: Eukaryota; Metazoa; Chordata; Cladistia; Polypteriformes; Polypteridae
Gene: tnnt2c
Product: troponin T2c, cardiac
Exons: 1
Coding region: 217-1077 (286 amino acids)
Biological process (GO): cardiac muscle contraction; regulation of muscle contraction; sarcomere organization
Cellular component (GO): troponin complex
Molecular function (GO): troponin C binding; tropomyosin binding; troponin I binding
Source: RefSeq, a predicted model, not a curated record